CGUUUACUUUACCUUCCCGAGAGAAAGAGAGAGAGAUAAGGUUUCGCAUCUUAAGGUCUUGUCUCUCUUCUCCCUCGCCGCCGUCAAUGCUUCGGUUUCGAUUCUCCUCUUCCUCUUGACCUUCUCCUUCUCUUUUUGCUGCGAGGAGAGAAAGGAAAACAAAAGGGGUAAGACAUCGAAGCUGAGGUCAACGAAGUCUCCGGAAACAUCCAUCCCCCUUAAAUCUCAUGGACUCAUCUUUCACAACGCCGCCGCCGGAAACCGCCGCUGUGGUUAUGGGGGAGAAUGGAUUUACGGUGGAUCCUUUUCUGGUCGAGGCUUUGCAGAACCCUCGCCAUCGUCUGACGAUUUUGCGGAUGGAACUUGAUGUUCAGCGGUUCUUACAGAGCCAAGAGCAGCAGCAGUUCGAGUUCCAGCGUUUUCCUACUUCCUAUCUCCGCCUCGCCGCUCACCGUGUUGCUAACCACUACGGACUAGCUACAUCUGUUCAAGACGGCGGCGUUGACGGCAACGAGAACAUAAUCCUCGUGACAAAAACAUCGGCGAGCAAGUUUCCUACUGUUAAGUUGUCUGAUAUCCCCGCGGCUAAACAAUCACAGAAUGGUAAGUUUGAGCACAUGAAAGUCUCCAUCAAGACUCGACCUUCUAAAGGAUCUGGAUUCGAGGGUGGUGAAGUUGAGAAGAAACGCGGUCCUCUUAGGAGUGUGGAAGAGAGGAAAGAAGACUAUGACAGGGCUCGAGCGCGCAUAUUCAAUGGUCUCACAGGCUUCAGCGGUGAUGAAUCUGACACUCAGGUUUAUGAGAGGAAUCCAAGUCUUGGCAAAGAUGACAGUCCAACACCUACUAAGAACUUAAGCCUCAGGGAAACUGGUCCAGCAUCUCGUGUUGCGAUUCUUAGAGACAGUGAGAAAGAUCGUUUUGAUCCUGAUUAUGACCGUAAUUACAAAAGGUACAUAAGGAGCCUUCCGGUUUAUCAGAAUUUCAAUGUACCACCCUUCAACAUGAUGCAGCAACCGUACUACCAAAUGGGAUUUACCGAAUACAACCAUAUCCCAAAUGCUUCUCUCAACUUUGGACCACCUGGAAACGCUAUCAUGAGUCCUUAUGGCACCACUGUUGUACAUCCAGGGGAUGCAAUGUAUAUGCAAGUGCCUAUGAUGUAUGCUCAUUCGUAUGAGCAGCUCAGAAAUGCCUCUCUUCAGGCACAGUUCUGUCAGCAACCCUUGAGCUUCGAGUACAUGCAGAACCGCUAAGCAUAUACUGUUAGGCUUUAAGCCCUCGGUCGAUCUUUAUCUCUGUUUACCUGCUUUUUUAUUAUAAAACCUAUUAUUGUUGUAAUGGAAAUUUUUGAAAUGUAUUGUCGGAAGGAAGAAGAUAAUCCUUUUAUUUUCUCGUAAACUUAUCAGUGAACUACUAAUUUUAUGGGUCAUAUCGUUAUU
Molecule: messenger RNA, 1439 nt
Organism: Brassica oleracea var. oleracea
Lineage: Eukaryota; Viridiplantae; Streptophyta; Magnoliopsida; Brassicales; Brassicaceae
Exons: 4
Coding region: 228-1253 (341 amino acids)
Molecular function (GO): nucleic acid binding
Source: RefSeq, a predicted model, not a curated record